Amphibalanus amphitrite is the source of this 3499-nucleotide messenger RNA. RefSeq names its product zinc finger protein 391-like. Gene Ontology annotation, biological process: regulation of transcription by RNA polymerase II; central nervous system development. The coding region runs from base 1703 to 3142 and encodes 479 amino acids. NCBI's taxonomy places the organism in Eukaryota, Metazoa, Arthropoda, Thecostraca, Balanomorpha, Balanidae. The record is from RefSeq and is a predicted model, not a curated record. Gene Ontology annotation, cellular component: nucleus. The transcript is spliced from 6 exons. Gene Ontology annotation, molecular function: DNA-binding transcription factor activity, RNA polymerase II-specific; RNA polymerase II cis-regulatory region sequence-specific DNA binding.
CCCCCUUUUUGGGCCCCCUCCCGAAGCAUUUCCAUAAUCGCAUGUACACUCAAAUCCCCAUUGACCUAUGACCUCACAGGCGGCGAGCGCGGCAGCUCCAGGGCAAAUGUGCACUUCAGUAUGUUUAGAUUUACACACCCUCAGGGAUUAGCGGAAUGACGGCGGAGAAGCGCGAAGGACGGCGCGGGCCGGGGACCAUUAGCAUUAGCAUAUGAAACCUUGUGAAACGCAUAAUAACGUAAAGAUACACCUGGAGCAACUUUUGCAGCAUUUUAUGCACAACGAUGCAAAGUAACGUUUCGAUAUACUGCCCAAAAGAAAGAGCGUUUGAAAAAGCCUGGUCAUAUUUCUUAGCUACCGCCCCGCAUUACGAUAACAGGUCUCAGGGAGGGAAGGGUGACUAUGCUUCUAUUUACAGCUGUAGAACCUGCAGGCGUGCAUGUCUUGCUAUCAACAGAUGACGACAGGUCGGGAUCGGCAGCAAUGUCGAUACCAAAUAGCGAGCAGCAGUUCACGGCGGACUGUGCCCGUGGGGCACACCCAGGGACGCUGGUCACAGUGAUCGUUAGCAAGACGGGCAGGGAUAAUGCAAGCUAUCCAUGCAGCCCUAGCAGUGUCACAACGUCUGACACAUCUUAUAUAUUCCUAUCAACUGAGGGACUGAGAGGCAGGCCAGAUCGGAAGACCGAUUGGUGUUACUUGCGCGAAUACCGUGAGGAGGUUACUGAGUGCUAUAUUGCGGACAUGGCGAGUUUUGGCGUGCAAUGGAGGGCAGUGACAGCGAGGGAUCCCAAGUGACAGUGUUCGCGGCGAUGCGUGGUUCGAUGCGGAGAAGAGCGACUCGGACAUUGGGCGAUUCUGGUAUGAUGCCAGCCGGCAUUUGUAUCGGUAUCAACAAAAAGUGAAAACAACUAUAAAAAAAGGACACCAGUGCAGCGUGAUUAAACCUUCCUUCAGUUUAAACCCCUCUCAGUGUAGAGCCUGGGUGGACCUCUACAUUGGUGAUGGUCGCGCAGAAUUGAUGCUAAUUGCAUCAAGUGUGUAGAUAAGGACUGUACAUUUAGGAGCGUCCUGGCCGUGUGUUUAUUGUCCAUGCUAUAUUAGAAUAGUUACGUUCGGUGGCGGAGUUAGUAUGUUUAGCAAAACGCAUAACUAGGUGCGGUGGUGUAAUGCCAGUGUCGGUGUAUUGAGAUAUGCCAUAGGUAGUUCAGUGUGUCAAGGUAGUUAAUAGGUAAUUAAGUUGGUUAGGUGACGUUUGCCAUGGUGACGGUAUUUAGAUCAUAUAAGGUGUUUGUAUUUAAAUAAGGCCUUCAGAAGUUGCGCGAAUAUGUAGUUAACGCUGUGCAAUCGAUAAGCAGAUCGCUAUGCAAUGACUUAGAUUGCGCUAUUAUCUGUGAAUGCUCUGCGGUAUUGAUAGAUUAGCAAAAAUAGCAAAACACAUAUGCGACAUAUAGCGAUAUUGUACACAGACAGCCGGCCGCGCCAGCUCGCCGCCGGCUAGAAGGUGGCCGGCCUUGCGACUGCGUGAAAACGUAUAAAAAGGCGCGUGUGACGCACGGGCGAGAGAUUCGUGCCCGAGGUCCCGACGCAGUGUGGUCUUCUUUGCGAUCAUACAACAGCUGUAGCUGGCUCACAGGAAGUCUACCUGUCAGACACCAACCUGGACUCUGGCACGGAUCUGGCAGGCAGCCGGUCUGGCAGCAUGUACACUGCUCCUCAGUACUCACACCCCAUGGAUACUCCGUACACGGACGGGACGCCAAACGAGCUGGUGCUGCCCCAGGCGCAUCUCACUGAGUGCCUGGGGGCCCUGGAUGCGGCUGUGAUCGCACUCCGGGCCAGCAAACAAGAAGGACAAGCCCUAGUGGCGAUGGAGCUGAAGUCGAAACUACGAGCGCUGCACGCGGUCGCGGACCUGUCUGGCGACGGCGACGACACUCUGACGCCGUUGGUGGUACCCAACUGUGGCGGCUCGGACGGUGACACGGGUGGCCCACUCCGACUCUCCGACCGGCGGCUGCGGCCGACGGCAGUCCCCGACAGGCGACUGGACAAGACCUCACAGAAGGCGGCGCCGGCCUCUCCCUCCCGCUCGGCCAAAGGACGCGCCUCCCGCGGCAUCAAACGGCCAAAACGCUACGACGACUUCCAGUGCGUCGACGACGCUCCGCGGGGCACCUCUCCCGUUCCCGACGCUGGCAGUUCCGACAUGACCGAGUUGGCCAACAAGCCGCCGGCGGCUCUGAAGUCCAUCAUUGGCAUCCUGCGCUCGGAGAACGCCGAGCUGCGAAGUCGGCUGGAGGCCGAGCAGGGCAGGCUCGGCCGUCUAGUCGACGAUGUGGAGCGACUGGUCGGCGGACUGCCAACGGUCGGUUGUCCUCAUUGCGGGUUCAGCUGUCUGGGACAAGAUCGUCUGAACAUGCACCUCAAGGAUAGACACGGUCACAUCGGCAGGAACGACAAAUUCAAGUGUGAAUGGUGUCAGUACUCUACGGAGAGAUCCGACCACAUGGCCGCCCACCGUCGUACACACACGGGAGAGCGGCCGUACCGCUGUGAUAUAUGUGACAAAACGUUUGCUGUUCGAUUUAGUUUGAAUAAACAUCGCCGCACACACACGGGAGAGCGGCCGUACCGCUGUGAAAUAUGCGACAAAACGUUUGCCGGACAAUGGACUCUAACAAUCCACCGCCGCUCACACUCGAGAGAGCGGCCUUACCCCUGUGAUUUAUGUGCAAAGUCGUUUUCUGCGCACAGUAAGUUGGCCAUCCACCGUCGUACACACACGGGAGAGCGGCCGUACCGCUGUGAUAUAUGUGACAAAACGUUUGCUGGACAGUGGAAUCUAACAAGCCACCGCCGCUCACACAUGAGAGAGCGGUCUUCUUACCGUUGUAAUAUAUGUGCGAAGUCGUUUUCUGAGCACAGAAAGUUGGCCAUCCACCGUCGUACACACACGGGAGAGCGGCCGUACCGCUGUGAUGUGUGUGACAAAACGUUUCCUGGACAAUGGAAUCUAACAAGCCACCGCCGCUCACACAUGAGAGAGCGGCCUUACCGCUGUGAUGUAUGUGCGAAGUCGUUUCGCCAUCAAUGUAAUCUGACCAGGCACCGCCUCACACACACAGUAGAGCGGCCGUAGUUUGAUAUACACCUGAGCCAAAACGUCAAGCACACCUGACCGAACAUAAACGAUGUCAUGCGCUGAUUGGUCAGACGCUGGUACACAGACGUACCCACAACACCGCCGAAAAGGUGGUGCGAUACCGUUGAAAGCUCGGCCAAGCCCGUACCAGGGAACGGCCGUACGGGCUACGACUGCCCUCCUGCGCGGUACGGUUCCUUCACCUAUCACGUGUCAUCAUAUACAUACGGGCCCACGGUGUGCUACAGAAACGUGACAAGAUGGUACAAUCCUGCUGAUUUGUGACACAGCUGAUUUUGUAGUGUACCUACCUGGUGAAACUGCAUGGGUUGCAAUACAAUUGGAUCGAGAAAA